CAUUAAGUCAACAACCACCAGGCCAUCGCCGUUCUCCUGGACCAUGUCGACCUCAAAAGCAAAAUCAAAAGUCCAACCAUUGAGCGAUCAGGAAAUACAGCAGACUUACUCCCGUCUGCAAAAUGAGCUUCAAAGCCUUGCUGGGAAGAUAGGCGAGCUGGAGCAAGAAGCAGAAGAGCACGGACUUGUACUUUCCACUUUGAAUGAAGCACUUCAAGUGGAACCAGGUCGGAAGUGCUUCCGCUUGAUCGGCGGUGUGCUAGUUGAGCGUACAGUCAAGGAUGUAGUUCCCGCUCUCCAAACAAAUCGCGAAGGCAUCAAAAAAGUUAUCGCCAAUCUUACUGAGCAAUAUACAACGAAGGAACGCGACUUUGAGACUUUUAAACGCGAUUAUAAUGUUCGUCCAAUCAGCAAGGCGUAAUUCUGUGACGCUGGUGUUUGGAUUCUACCCAAUCACGCAGUAAGCAGCGAGGUGACCCCACCAUAAACAUGUUCAGCAAAAUUGAAGACCCAGAUGCAUAUUGUUCAAGCUGUCGGUUUGGACUAAGUUCUAACUGUCGGGCUCGAACUUUUGGUCCGCAACACAUCUUGCAAAACACGAGAACUAUAGCUGACGGCAGCGUUGUCUCGUAGUGCCUAUGGGCAUGGUUUGACACUGCGAUUUCGUCUUGUAAUUUAUAUUGCAUCGUCUUUGUGAAUCAAGAUUGAGGAAUACAA
Suillus bovinus is the source of this 717-nucleotide messenger RNA. Its product is annotated as Prefoldin beta-like protein. Gene Ontology annotation, cellular component: cytoplasm; prefoldin complex. The transcript is spliced from 5 exons. NCBI's taxonomy places the organism in Eukaryota, Fungi, Basidiomycota, Agaricomycetes, Boletales, Suillaceae. The coding region runs from base 44 to 421 and encodes 125 amino acids. Gene Ontology annotation, molecular function: protein folding chaperone. The record is from RefSeq and is a predicted model, not a curated record. Gene Ontology annotation, biological process: protein folding.